UGUGUACAUUCUCUGAGAGUAUUUCCAUUGUAGACUCGGUGUCGCGAGGACGUGCGGACGCCGGUCCUAUACAAUGCAACCGUCGUAACUUCGCAAACUAUAAAUGGAUACGUGUUACAUUAAAAAUAACUAAAUUUAAAUUAAAAUAAUAUAAUAUUCACUAAUUAUAUUAAAAUAUUUGGGUUAAUAUUCGUCGAGUUGUUAACAUUUUCGGGUUUUAAUUUUAAAACGUGAUAUUCGGUUACUGUUAAAAUGGAUGAGGCUUUCGCGCAUAUAGAAAGUGAUGAAAAGAAGUCCAAGAAGGGGCUGGUACCUCCAGACGGAGGCUGGGGAUAUGUGGUCGGAAUAGGAGUCGGAUUCACAUUCAUGUUGGGUUUCGGAUCUUCGAAUGCUUUCGGCAUAUUGUUUCAUAAUUUCUUCUUGGAGCAAGGCAGUGCCAGUGGUCUGCCCUUGGUGAUAGGAGUCUACAAUGGAGCCCUUUCAAUAGCUGGGUUCUUGGGUGGGAUUGCUUUGAAGCGAUAUUCCUUCCGCCAAGUUGGUCUGGUUGGAGCUGGACUCUUCGUGCUUGGCGAUGUUCUCACAAUAUUCGUUCAGAAGACUUAUCAAUUAGUAUUUACAUUUGGAGUAGUUAGAGGGGCAGGUUUCGGUAUGAUGAUACCAGUUAGUUUCACAGCAUUUAACUGUUAUUUCACCAAGAAAAGAACAGCAAUGAUGAGUGCCAACCAAGCAAUGAGCAGUUUGGCGUCUAUAACGUUCCCAAUGCUGGUGACGUUCCUUCUUUCGGAGUAUGGGUUAAGAUGGACCCUCGCUUUAAUCAUGGCUGUGGACCUACAUCUAGUCUUCGCUAUGCUAGUCAUGCAUCCUGUUGAAUGGCAUAUGAUUAAAUCUGACGAAUAUGUUGAAAAAGAAUUAAGUGAUAUAAGCAGUAUUAAAAAAGAAAAUUAUGAUGAGUUCGCGGUAAGGAUGUUGCCAGCUGGUGAAGAUGAGACAGAAGUUAGACCUGUUAAGAAGAGAAAGAAAGAAUCAAUGAAGAUGAACAUAGUAAAAAUUAUAUGUGAAAAUGUUGAGAUGGACUUGUUAAAAGAUCCCAAGUUUGUGAGCACGCUGGUUGGCCUCGGAUUUGCUUUUGUGUCCGACGUAACGUACUUGGCCAUGGAACCAAUGCUCCUAUUCUCAUACGGAUUUUCUAAGAUGCAGGUAGCAACGUGUGUGAUGGUCGGGGCGAUAUCUGAUUUAUUAGCAAGAUUAGUGCUCGCUGUAGUCACUUAUUUCAUUGUUGUCGACAGCCGAUUAAUUUUCUUCAUAGGCACCUGUAUCACUGUUUUUCUUCGUAUUGGUUUAGUAGCCACUAGUUCACUGUGGGUUGUUUUUGGCAUCACUGCAGUUUCUGGGCUGGUGAGAUGUUCAGUCCAGGUGUUGUUCCCGUUGGUUCUAGUCGGUGCAGCACCGGACAGGUUCCCUGCAGCACUAGCUCUGCACAUAUUAUUCUCUGGUACACUCAUGAUGUUAGCUGACCCCAUGAUUGGGGUGCUGUACGAAGCUACUGGCAGCUACGUGUACUGUUUCUUCGCAAUGAGCUUCUGUUGUUUAGUUUGCGUAAUGCUGUGGAGUAUAGAAUACUUAGUAUACCGCCGAGGUAGCACGAAUAGUAAUAGAAGAUAUUAGAAAAAUUCAAUGGACUCAUAGUUUGAAGCUAAGAUUUGUGACUAAUUAAAAAACGUUUUAGUUAAAGACUAAAACAAUGUGAUUGAUCUUACCAGCACCAUGCCUUUUAGUAAGACUGGCUGGGUUUCUUUGUGUGAUGUUCCUUAGUAGAGUAAGUUUAGUUAAUAAGAUAUUGAUAGCGUAUUUCAUAGGUUAAUAGUUACCUUAUUAGAACUUUCACUUCACUUUAUAUCAAUGAUAUGAGCUGCGGACUACCUAGCGGGUUACCGGGGCUCCGGCUCGAAAAGCAGGAGUAGAAACGGGGUGGUUUUUAGUUAGUAAGAGUCUGACACUCACUCCCUCUUGCCUCGUCCAAGGCGGUAGAAGCCCUUGGAUGAUUUUGCCCUUAAAAAAUACAAUGAUGUACAGACCUAAUGUAGAUAAUUGGACUCUAAAAUAGAUGAAAGUUCAAUAUUUUGAUUAUGAACAAGAUUGUUACAAUUUUAUGUGGAAACACAUUUAAAAUUCAUAAGAGAAUAAAGUGAAGUAAAAUUAAAAUUAACCAAAGAUUUGUAUACUUUUAAUGUGACGUGACUUAAUGACUGCCAAUUGCAUUGAUGCAGUAAUUUAUUAGACUUAAAGUAACUGUAAAAUAUUCAUACAUUUAUUAAUGUAAGAGUAUAUGUAUUAUAAAUAUCUUGCUAAUAACAGGAGUGUCAUAAAAACGGAGUUUUUUUGUAAACAAGUAAAUAGUAGUUUCUCUUCUAGCAUUCUUUCCACCUCAAUCCCACUCAUGAUUUUAAAACAGAUGACGUCACGAUUCAUGUUAUUUAAAGCUAUCAGAUUUUUAACGAUUGUAUUAUGUUUAUUUUAUUGUGAUAAAAGUAUUUCAACCCAUUAAAUUAUCACUUUUAUUGUACGACCAAAAUAUCUUAUAAAUUACUGCAUUAACGUCCUUUAUGCAGAAAUAUUGUAUUAUUAAAAAUAUAUUAUAAUUAUUUAAGUUUGAUUUAGGAUUGUUUUAAAACCAUACGUUGAGGCCGUAGCAACGCGUUGCGAUGACUACGUACAAAAAGACACGCGACGUGUCGCAAAAUGUGACGACGCGACGCAAAAAUUAUCGUACGACAUUAACUCAUCAGUUUAGUACGAUUGAUUCAUUUGUACAAUCGGAGUGCCUACUGCGAAUUUGUAUUUCGUUAACGCGAUCGACACGUGUGUGACGUUAUGCGCAAUGAUUGGCUGUUUCAAUAAAACAACCAAUCAGAGGGUUAUACAUACGCGCGAAUGGUUCGCUCGUGUUAACGUAAGGAAUUACUUGCACUGGGGCUCGAACCAUAUUAAUAUAGAGUUGUGUGUCUUGUGCGGUGUCGUAGAUUUCUGCGACGCGUCGCCUCGAGUCGCGGUCGUAACACAAUACAGCGUCGCAUAUGUUGGCGGUAUAUUGAAUGUAAUAUUUCAGUUAUUAAUUAAGUAAUGUGCCAUCUUGUAAAUAUUAAAUAUAACUAUUGAUUUAGUUAUAGGUAUCAAUUUAGACCUUAUAUCAUAAGUAGUAAGAGCGAAUUUGAUAACGAAAAAAAUACCUUUUUGUAUUCUGUUUUUCAAUGAAUUAAAUAUUCGUCAAUGUAUAUCCCGUGGAUUUCAAAAAGUGUAUAUUAAAAUAAAUUACGGUACUUUCUUGUGUUCAUAAUUUCUUAUCAAUAUCAAUCAUUCUAGCUUAAAAUAGUUCGCAAAAUUAUGUUAAUAAUAUUUGCUUUAAAAUGUAAACCAGUUUUUGUAAACAGUUUAUUUACAUGUUGUUUUAUAAAAAAAAAAAAAUGGUUGAGGAACAGCUGUUGUUUAUAUUUAUGUUAAGUGUUAUUUUUACAUACCAAACUUGAAUUAUAAUUAUUCAUUCUUA
Messenger RNA from Spodoptera frugiperda (fall armyworm), 3544 nucleotides. Its product is annotated as monocarboxylate transporter 2-like. The transcript is spliced from 9 exons. NCBI's taxonomy places the organism in Eukaryota, Metazoa, Arthropoda, Insecta, Lepidoptera, Noctuidae. The coding region runs from base 253 to 1665 and encodes 470 amino acids. The record is from RefSeq and is a predicted model, not a curated record. Gene Ontology annotation, molecular function: monocarboxylic acid transmembrane transporter activity. Gene Ontology annotation, biological process: transmembrane transport; monocarboxylic acid transport.